GUGUUCCAGACGAUUCCACGCGCUCCGUGUUUUCUUUAUACAGGUCUACAUUUCUCCGCGCGCGUCUGUAUUCGCACGUUUGUGUGUGAGUGUGUGUGUGUGUGUGUGCGCGUGCGUGCGUGCGCGCGUGUGUGUGUAUGAAUGAAUGAGUUCAGUGCGGUAAUAACCCCGCGUUGAUCGAGUCUCGCGCUUUAUUCUCCGCUCCGUUCCUCCACGCGCUCAGAGAGAAAUGGACCUCCACCGUGCCGCUUUCAAGUUGGAGAGCUCCUCGUACAUGCCGAGCUCCAUGUCGUCUCCUGCCCUCAUGGUCCUGGCGUCGACGCCCGAGUCCGACCGUGACCCCUCCAUUGUCCCGUGCCAGACCUCACGUCCGUUCGGCGUUCCGGUCUCUCUGGAAAAAGACCUGCACCUCCCGUUCCCCGGCGGCUCCUACACCUUUUCCUCUGUGUACCAGAGGCAGGGAGGCUUCACGACCCGAGACUUCCCCGCCUCGCUGCUGCACCUGCACCCGCAGUUCACUCCGGCUCCGCUGAGCGUGCUCGGACACGGCGCAGUGGGAGCGUUCCGGCCGUUCUCUUCCCCAAACGACGACAGAGACCCAGGGAUUUAUCAUUCCGCCUUCCUGCCCACCAAGAGGCUGAAAGGAGGCCCGGAGCCGGAAACGUCGCCUCGUCUGCGCUACGCAGUCGCCGACGGAAAAGAGUUCGAGUUCGGGGUCAACCGACUUCCCUCCGGGUCUCCCGGUGCCCUAAAAGGAGCGGAGGAUUCUGGGAAAAAGCGGUUCAGCGUGUCGGGGCUGCUGGUGGACACCGAGGCCUCGUGUAGCCCCGAGGAACAACAGGACGGAUGUAAGGUGAAGUGUGUGUGUGAUGUUCAGGCUCCUGUGUGUCCCGUCUGUCACGUGGUCCUGCGACCGGAUGAGCUGCAGGAGCAUGUGGAGCAGGAGAUGGAGAGGCUAUCACAGCUGCACCUGAGUGCAAGUCCUGCACAGAGUGAGUGUCUCUCGGCCGGGUUAUCCAGGCCUGUGUUUUCUGUCCGCAUUAAGCGAGAAGGCGGAUCGUGUGUUCCGUCGCCCCGCCCCUCCGAGGACGCUGUGCACUCGGACAGGUACCAGACGUUUUUACGAGUCCGAGCCAACAGACAAACACGACUCGGCGCUCGCAUCGGGAAGAUGAAGAGGAGGAAAGCAGAGGAAGAGCAGAGAGACGGUGUGUGUGUUGUGGAGAACGGCUCUGUGGCAGCAGCAGGAGCAGGAGACGAGUAUGAGUGGAGUGAACAGAGGAGGGUGCACGUGGUGUCGAUUCUGACCGGAUUCAGAGGUUUAGUAAACACGUGUAAGGAGCAGCAGGACAGUGACGUGGAUUUGGACGUGGACGGAGACGAUACUCUGAGUUACGGCCGCGCGCAAUACACGGAGACGGACGUGAUCCCGAGCGCAGGAGACGCUGAGGACGGCGAGAUGGUCGUAAACAGGGAAGCGGCGAGUCGACUCUCUCCAGAACUCCCCAGGUGGUCCACAGCAGAAACUCCAUCUACGAGUAAUGAAGACCACAUCAGGCCAGAUGUCAGCGUGAACGUCUCUCCAGCCUGCAGGAGCUGUCAGUUUGAGAUGCCGUCCGGUGACUCUUUUAACACACUGGAAGCGUUGAAGUCACGGAUCCGAGACCUGGAGAAGCAGCUGACUCGAGGAGACCGGAUCAAAUGUCUUAUCUGCAUGGACUCGUAUACGAUACCGCUGGCUUCCAUCCAGUGUUGGCACGUGCACUGUGAGGAGUGCUGGCUCCGGACGCUGGGAGCGAAGAAGCUGUGUCCUCAGUGCAACACCAUCACGUCCCCGGGUGACCUGCGGCGUGUGUAUCUGUGACGAGGCCGCACUACAGCGCCGCACGACGACCGCUUCCUGAAGACGGCCUCGUGUCUUUCUGACUGGACUUCCUGUUUGCCGGGACGUCUUCUCCUCCAUUCACGUUGUGACACGCCGGUGUUCUCAUCACGAACCUGCCCAGUGUGCAUUAGGAUUUAGUCUCUUCCGGGUCGUAUUCGGAGAUUCCGAGUCGAGAUAAGCGCUCAGUGAGGAUUUAACGCCCACUAUAAAAAUAAAAACAAUCACGGAAGCGAGUGUGUCAAUACAAUUAAAACUCUACAUGUGACGUGUUUUAAAAUAUGACAUAAUUCAUAACCGAUGCCCGUUCGUCGUGUUUACCCCAACCCACGGCACGACAAGCUCAAAUUUCACUGGACAGUGUGGAGCAGAGCGUUCAUUUCACGGUCGAAUUCAUAAAUUGGUUGAAAAUCACGCACCCAGUCCGUUUUUUUUUUUUAAUGAUAAAGAUGAAAUGACUAAAAGAAAAAUAAAUAAAUAAAUAAAAGACGACGCAUGUCGUUCUUUUCUGUAUAUUUGGAAGUCGCAUUAAUGGUCAGUAGUGUUCGAUUUACUCCUCCAACGAUCAUCGUUGGUUAAAUGAAAUCCAAGUGCCACCUACAGGCCUUUUAGGUGAAGUGCAGGCUGUUAGGUCAAGAACACAUUAUUAGCCUACAUUAGCACUUUUUAUAAUUAUGCAAUAAUAGUAAACAUAAUAACUAGAAGAAGAAGAAGAAGACAUAUAUGGAGCUCAGAAAAUCCACUUAAGCGGCUGCGUAACUCGACUCUGAAUUCCAGGAACUUUCCUCACGUCAGUACUGACAAUACUUCUGAACUCUGAAUUUGACUCUUUAUGACUGCACAAGUAGAAAAAAACUUAGAGACUUUAAGCCCAUUUUAACUUUAUUAACAGACAUGCCCUCUCUCUCUCUCUCUCUCUCUCUCUCUCUCUCUCUCUCUCUCUCUCUCUCACCCAAUGUAAAUAUGUUAAGCAAGACAACUUGUACAUUUGUAUGUUUAUUAACUUGUACUUAUUUUGUAAUUUAACAUGUUGAAUAGAUUUUCAGGAGCAUUCAUGCCUAAAUACGAGCCUGUACCUAUAGAAUAAGAUUUUAGUCACGUUAAUUUUACUAUAAUGAGUUAGUAUUAGUGUCCAUUUGUGUCAAUCAGGAUGUUACAUGACAAAGAAUUCCUAUAGU
Molecule: messenger RNA, 3060 nt
Organism: Ictalurus punctatus (channel catfish)
Lineage: Eukaryota; Metazoa; Chordata; Actinopteri; Siluriformes; Ictaluridae
Gene: rnf220b
Product: ring finger protein 220b
Exons: 15
Coding region: 230-1864 (544 amino acids)
Biological process (GO): protein ubiquitination
Molecular function (GO): ubiquitin protein ligase activity; metal ion binding
Source: RefSeq, a predicted model, not a curated record